Cuscuta campestris is the source of this 1457-nucleotide messenger RNA. The record is from the annotation of a GenBank genome assembly. Lineage: Eukaryota; Viridiplantae; Streptophyta; Magnoliopsida; Solanales; Convolvulaceae.
AGAAGGCUACCACUCCCUUAUCCUACUCUGUACUGUAUUUUCUUUCCUAUUCCGGCCUAAAAUCAUUCCGCUACGGUUGCCGUACUCCGCCUCAAUUAAAAAACCACCCGCCGUCGUCUCGCCGGAGCCCCGAACCCCCCGACCAAUCAAGCGAUUGCGAUCUUCUCCGAUGAAAUUGGCGGUGAAAGUUCCGAUGACGUGUCUGCAUUGGUCACAGCCGUCAAUAGCCAAAUUCCCGGCACUCCCGCGCCGCUUAGAGCUCGCCCACGGCGGCGGUCUUCUCCGGCAGGCUUCCGGUUAUAAUCCGGCGAAACGCGGGACCGCCAGCAUACGCGCGUGCAGCAUCAGCUUGGAUUUGUCCGGCGCAAUGGAGCCGCGGCGGCGCGACGGGUUUCUCCGGGAGGCAGGGGAGGCGGCGUACUGCUCCGUGAAGAGGGCGUUCGCGAACACGGUGCUCAUAAUCCGGGAGCUCCAUAGCUACACGCUGCAGAUGAGGAAGGAGACGAUGCUUUACAAGGAGGACUUGGAGGGCAUUUUGGUCAGAGUUCACCGGGAGAUCCACGCCUCCUUCGUCUGGCUUUUCCAGCAAGUCUUCUCCCACACCCCUGCUCUAAUGGUGUCUGUCAUGAUUCUCCUCGCCAACUACAGCGUCCAUUCCAUGGCUUCUGCUCCUGCCGCCGUUCCUCCUCGGGCUCCGGCGGUUUUUGCGUCGGAAGAGGAACAGAGUCGCCGGAACCAAAAUUUUGAUUCUUUAGGUGUUAAGACCUCCUUCUGGUCCUCUUCUAAUGGGAGGAGCGCUUCUAUUGGCGGCGGCAGUGGCGGCGGCGGUAAAUACCCGCUUACUACCAGUGGCAUAGACGGUGGUGGGGACGAAGAAGGUCGGGCACUCGAGGAAGUGUUUGGUUUUGGCCAAGCCAUACUCGAAGAAGAGUCGAGGUUGUGGAAGUCGAUUCAGGAAGAGGCUGCAAGAAUGCAGGGUUCGGGCGUCGAGAGGAUGCCCGGAUUCGUGUGCCCGAUUGAUGCGAAAAUUAGCGUUGAAUCAUCCGAGGAGGAGGAUUGUUAUGCCCAAACAGAACUUGGGUAUAAAAUGGGGCUUGCCCAAGAACCAAACAACGCUCUCCUGCUUGCAAACUAUGCCCAGUUCCUGUUCAUGGUCGCCCAGGAUUAUGACAGAGCGGAGGAAUAUUUCAAGAGAGCGGCGGCGGCGGAGCCAAAGGACGCGGAGGCAUUGAACAAAUACGCGACUUUCCUGUGGCGGGCGAGAAGCGACCUCUGGGCGGCGGAGCAGACCUACCAGGCGGCCGUCGACGCCGAGCCAAAUAACCCCUUCUACGCCGCCAACUACGCCCAUUUUCUCUGGAACACCGGCGGCGACGACACCUGCUUCCUUCUCGACGGUGAUGACGACGUCGUUUAAUCGUGUAUUUAUUUACAUGUAAUUAACAUUAACAAUAAUU